Molecule: messenger RNA, 1038 nt
Organism: Cynara cardunculus var. scolymus (artichoke)
Lineage: Eukaryota; Viridiplantae; Streptophyta; Magnoliopsida; Asterales; Asteraceae
Product: RING-H2 finger protein ATL8-like
Exons: 1
Coding region: 90-701 (203 amino acids)
Source: RefSeq, a predicted model, not a curated record
AAUCUAUCCACACCCUUUCUCUCUCUAAAAACCCAACCUCAUUCUUCUCUCUCACACACUUUCACCUACAACACACAGUUGGAUGAAUUAUGACUCGUCCCUAUAGAUUCUUGUCGUCAAUUGCUAACUCAUCUUCAUCAUUCGAUCAGACGGUGGCACAACCGCCGGAGGCAGUCGCCGUUGAGUCCGAUUUCGUUGUCAUUCUCGCCGCUCUCCUCUGUGCUCUGAUUUGUGUUCUAGGCCUUAUCGCGGUUGCUCGCUGCGCUUGGCUUCGUCGGGGAUCCAGUACCGCCGAAGACCGACGGAAUCCUGGCCAGACGACUGCGAAUAAAGGCAUUAAAAAGAAGAUCGUUGAGGCGCUACCGAAGUUCGUUUAUGAUUUGUCAAAGGAAGAAGGAUCAGAUGGGGGAAACUGUGAGAAGUUGUCAUCCAGCGAGUGUGCUAUUUGUCUGGCGGAGUACACGGAUGGAGACGAGAUCCGUAUUCUGCCGCCGUGCGGACAUGGAUUUCACGUCGGAUGUAUUGAUAUGUGGCUCAGUUCGCAUUCCUCGUGUCCGUCGUGUAGACAGAUGCUAGUGAUGACGAGAUGCCGGAAGUGCGGCGAGUUCCCGACGGUUUCCUCCGGACAAAUAUCGACGGAGGUGGAACAUAAAGGUGGACAACACGAUAGUAGCUCUUGUUCAAGUGAUUAUUUACCGUGAUAAAUUCAAACAAGGUUGAAGUGAUGCUUAAAUUGCUCCGUGAUAACGGAACAAAACGAAGUGUAAACGACGACGGCAGACGGUUGUGAUCUUGUGUUGUAGCUACGGAGUGGGGACUUUAGUUUGAAUGCAGGCUCCAAAAACAUGUGGUAUCAGAAUUUAGAAACAGGACAGUGCUUUUCUAGUUUCUCUUUUCCUCUUCUCUUCUGCUUGGGCAUUACCAUCAUUCUACUUGUACUUCUCAUUCUAUUUUCUCAAACUUAAUUUCUACUAAUUUGUUCAUAAUUCGUUUGAAUUAUCGUUCAGAGUAUAGAAUCUAAGGAAUGGGUUUAAAUCA